GGUUUGGACAAUUCACUUAGCUUUGGAUGUCUUUCUUGUAUCACAGAUGUAAGUCUUGCCUGUUGGUGCCUUCUGAAGCAGGAGGAGCACCAUUUGUUCCAGAAGCAGAGGCUUACCCUUCUUCCUGUGUCUGUUCAUAACAAAGCAGAAAACACAUGUUUUCCAUCUGUGGACAGGGACAGGGCACUGUCCCUUUCUGCUUUGCAUGCAAGGAUACACCAUCCUCUGAUGGCUUGGGUUUUGCUUAAAUCUUGCUUUACCCUUAGUGAUGCCUCAAACCCCUUUGUUAUCCCCCAGAAGCUCUGGUCAUCACUGUGGAAUUCCUGGUAUGAGAAGGCAGAGCUUCGGGAGAGAGAGAGAGGAUCCUUACUGAACUGCUGUGAUCAUGAAGACAGUGAUUUUAAUUGCCCUGAUCAGCUUUACCUUGCUGUCUUCAGGGAAGAAGUUCCGGUGGUGCACCCUUUCUGACCUGGAGCAGAGAAAGUGUGCUGAACUCUCCAAAGCACUUCUGGCUGUGCUGCCCCUUGCUGCUGUCAAUUCCUUUAAUAGGAUUUCUUGCAUCAGAGCCCUCAACACUCACGACUGCAUUGACAAAAUCAGAGCAAAUAAAGCAGAUGCUGCCUCCUUGGAUGCUGGAGAUGUUUACUCUGCUGUGAAGCUGUAUGGUUUGACAGUGGUGGCAAAGGAGAUCUAUGAUCAAGGAAACUGUGUUUUUGCUGUGGCCAUUGCCAAACGAGGAACUCUGAAUAUCCAGAGGCUACGAGGUGCACGCAGCUGCCACAACGGAGCCAGAUGGACAUCGGGCUGGAAUAUCCCACUUGGCUUUCUCCUUGCAAGGAAUGACCUUUCCUGGGAUGAGUCCCAAUCUCUGAGCCAAGUGGUCAGUGACUAUUUCAAUGCGAGCUGCAUCCCUGGGGUUGGUAUUGCUGCUCCUCGACUGUGUGCUCUCUGCCAAGGACAAAAGUCCUAUGUCAGGGACAAGAACCACUUCUGUGAGACAAGUGGUAAUGAGCCCUACUAUGACUCUGAGGGAGCCUUCAGGUGCCUGAAGGAUGGAGUGGCAGAUGUUGCCUUUUUAGAUCAUCUGACAAUUUUGAGUGCCACAGAGGCAGAGCAGCAGGAGUAUGAGCUCUUAUGUCCUGAUGGGACUACAGCUGGGCUGGCUGAGUACAGCACCUGUAACCUGGGCAAGGGGCCUGGCCGUGGCAUUGUCACCCGCCACAACUUCCAGAAGAUCACCAACAAAUUUCUGAACACAAUCCAACGCUUCUUUGGGCAGAGAGGAAAGGAAAGAGCCAGGUUUGAACUCUUCACUUCAGCACCCUUUGGGGGAAGGAACCUGCUGUUCCGAGAUGCCACUCAGCACCUGCAGCUUCUUGAGGAGCAGCUAGAGAUUGCCUAUGUCCUCGGUCUGGAUUACGUAGCUCUCCUUAAGGGACUAGGCCAUGAAGGCAGCUCCUUGGACAACAGCAUCGUGCGCUGGUGCUGCAUCAGUGAUGCUGAGCUGCAUAAAUGCGAGGAGUGGGCCCUGAGCAUCAAAUCUGACCCUUUAGUCUGUGUCCAAGCAACUUCCAUGACCAAAUGCAUUGAAAUGAUCAAGGGCAGUGAGGCUGAUGCAGUCACCUUGGAUGCAACACAUGUCUACAUUGCAGGGAGGUGUGGAUUGGUGCCUGUGGCUGCAGAAUGUUAUGGGGGAGAUUGUGUCCCUGCUGUUGAGAGCACAGAGGAAACAGGGAAACUGAUUCAUCUUAAGCACAAAGCUCUGUCGCCUGUCUAUGCUGUUGCCUUAGCUAAGAAGAGCACCAAGCAGAUCAACAUCCAUAACCUCAGGGGCAGGCGAUCCUGCCACAGUCACCUCUAUAGUCCUGGAGGAUGGUUACUGCUUUCCAGAUACACAGUUGGAGCUCUGGAGAAUGAGACUGGGAACUGUGACAUUGGCUCUGCUUAUCAGAGUUACUUUUGGAAGAGCUGCAUGCCAGGAGCAGAUGGGAACCUGUGCAAGGUGUGCAUUGGAGACAGCAAGGUGGAAGGGGCCCGAGUGUCCAGCAGGUGUGCUGCCGGUCACAACGAACACUACUAUGGCAACAUGGGGGCACUCAGGUGCCUGGUUGGCAAUCCCAGCGGUAGAAGCUUCGGAGAUGUAGCUUUCCUGGAACACUCUCAGCUGCUCCAGAACAUAGCAAAUCUGGACAGCUCUGGCUGGGCCAAAGGUUACAGCCCUCUUGACUUGGAGCUGCUGUGUGCGGAUGGGACACGUGCUGCGGUCACAGAGUGGGCAGCCUGCAACCUUGGCCCCAUCCCCCCCAGCGCGGUCAUGACGCGCCCUGUCAGUGUCACUAAGAUCUCUGACUUCCUAACCAAGUCCCAGGAAUCUCUGAGAAGCAAACUGGAUGCUGGAUUCCAUCUCUUUCGGUCCUGGAAGUAUGGUGAAAGUGAUCUGCUUUUCAAAGAUGCUACUCAGUACCUUGUCCCUGCAAGUCACAUGAGCUAUCAGGACAUUCUUGGAGAGUCUUUCUUUCAGCUGGCAGAAUCAGUGUUCAAUUGCACAUCUGCAGGCAUCUUAGACUUCUGCAGCCAGAACAUCUGUGCGUCCUCCUUGAACUGACAGCUGGCAGAGAGGCUUUGCAAGACACACAGAGCAACAUCAGUGUCGAAAACAAGGAAACCUGCAAGUCCAAACUGCCCAAAGCAAUCAGCAAGGGAAAAGUCAUCUCUAUAAAUGUAUGCUGAAUACUCUCUUGGUUUUUUUUGGUUUGUUGGUUUGGGGGUUAAGAGCAGAUUUUAUGCUUAUAAUGUAAUGCCACUCACAUCUCAUCCCUUGCUUGUUUGGAACAUGGCACCAUGUGGAACACACAGGCCAGCCUGCAUAAGCCACAGCACAGAAGUAGGAUCAGCAGUGCUGUACAGCUGUGGAAAAAGCAGCAGUUCUGUGGAAACAGCAGGGCCAGUACCAGGACUAAACUACAGACUGUCAUGAGUGGCACAGGUUAGUUGGCAGCACUUUGCCUUGCUUGUCUUAUGAACUGUUUCCAUGCAGAAAAAUCAGCUGAUAUUUGGGUAGUGUCAGCAUUAUCCUCCUCUGUCCAUGAAUUUGGCUGCAGCUAGAGAUGUGCUGUAGGUUGUGUAAUUGCUACCAGAAUCAAGUCACCUUUCCUGCUUUGAACUGGGAAGAAUGGGUUUGCUUUUUUAACCAAGAAUUGAUACUAGUAAUACAUUAAGUUGUGGAUGAAAAUGUUUGGAUUUAAAGCAUCUAACAGCCAGCAGAAGAGGCUGCUUGCAGCCUUAAGGACAGCAGUGGAUACAAUCCCUCUCAGAACCUCCAACCAUUACCUUAUAGUGCUUUGACAAUGCUUCUGUGAAGUGUCCAAAUAUGCUUUAUCAAUUAAACAGCGCUGGGUUUACAAGCAGAAGCUGCCUGA
Messenger RNA from Dryobates pubescens (Downy woodpecker), 3419 nucleotides. Its product is annotated as melanotransferrin. Gene Ontology annotation, cellular component: early endosome; plasma membrane; recycling endosome. The coding region runs from base 386 to 2605 and encodes 739 amino acids. The transcript has 17 exons. Gene Ontology annotation, biological process: iron ion transport. NCBI's taxonomy places the organism in Eukaryota, Metazoa, Chordata, Aves, Piciformes, Picidae. The record is from RefSeq and is a predicted model, not a curated record.